CUACGUUCAGUAUCUAUGGUUAAAUUUGAAUUAUACGCAUACAGUAUACAGUUCAGCAGCUACGGGGUAGACAUGCUGUUUAAACAAAGUUAGAGUUUGGAUAAGCGCUGAUUUGAAGAGAUUUAAAUCACGGAGAUCUUGGUAAUAACCAACACGAUGAAUUAUGAACCUAACGAACGAGAUGGAUGUGGAUGUUGAAGGUGGCGGCGGCGGUGGUGGUGGUGGUAGCGUGGGAGAAAUAUGGACAGAGGCAUUGGAAAAUACCACAGCACAUGGAUUGGGAAAUGUUCUUCGCUACCGGAACAGCAAGUCCAGGAGAAUUAUGUGGAUAUUGCUUUUUCUGGCUGGACUAGGUGCGCUCAUCUAUUUCGUCAGCCAGUUAGCGGUUAAGUACUUCGAGUGGCCGACAGAGACAGAUGUCACGGUGGAACUAGAGCCCAGACUGGACUUCCCAGCCGUGACCAUCUGCAACGAGAACCCAGUAAAACGGUCCCAAAUAGCAGCGUCCUCCAGUUCAAGUUUGAACAAUUUGUUGGUGGAAGUUACACGGAAUCGUAGAGCGAGUACCUCUGCCCUUGGCUCCAGCGUGGCCUCGAUUUCGGGCUUGAGUGCGGCCUUAAUUUCGGCCACGGGUUUGGGUACGGGUUCAGCGUUGGGCUUAUCGUCAACCGGAACGUCUUCUUCGGGGCACGAUUACCUCUCCAAGUCAUCUAGGACGCAGUCACUGGAUCAGUUUCAGUAUCAGUUUGCCAAAUUGAACGACACAGAACGAAUGGCUAUCGGACACAAUAUGACAACAUUUUUGGUGGACUGUUCCUGGCAGGGAUAUCCGUGUGAUAAAAGCAAUUUCACGGAGUUUAGUGAUUACAAGUAUGGGAACUGUUUCAUCUUCAACUCGGGCAUGAACAAGACCGUCAGGUCCGCCGCCCGCGGCGGUCACACUUAUGGUCUCAGUCUUGAGCUGUACAUAGAACAAGAUGAAUACAUAAUGACGACAGAAUCUGCCGGGGUUCGCGUCACAAUUCACGAGCAGAACUCGAUGCCAUUCGCGGAGGAACACAGUAUUGUGGUAGCGCCGGGGAAGCAUACCUCCAUUGGAAUAUCAAAGAAACGCUUUGUCCGUAUUGACUCACCGUACGGAGAUUGUAAAAACUACACCGAGGAAGAAAACUAUGAACUCAAUGCUUAUUCUGAAUACUAUAAUUUAAUUGUGAAUUACAGUAGAGAGGCAUGUUUUAAAACAUGCUUACAGAGACAAAUUAUAAGAGAUUGUGGAUGUGCACACCCCAGUUACCCGGCUAAUGCAACUGCUCUCCAGGCUUCUUGGAAUAUAGCCUACAAUAAAAAUCUUACUAACAGUCGUGACGAUCCAGUGCUUUGCAACAUUGCUAACAGUACCACACACAUUGAAUGUGUUGACAACAUUGUGGAUAUGUACAAAAAAGGGCAGAUUACAUGCGACUGCCCUCCGAAAUGUGUGGAAGAUACAUUUGAGGCAAGUGUUUCAUCGAUGCGCUGGCCUUCCGACGUGUAUCAGAUGGAGAUGCUGCAAACUUUGAGUGCAUACGUGAAUACAGACUUAGAUCUACUUAAAAUGAGGAGAAACGUGCUGAAGGUGGAAAUUUUCUAUCGUGAUAUGAACCUCGAAACCGUCACCACGAACGUUGCGUAUUCGCUAACGGACCUUGGGUCGGACCUUGGCGGAAACUUGGGCCUGUGGCUUGGGGUGUCUGUUCUAACAGCCUGUGAGCUAUUCAAUCUGAUAUUGGACGUGAUACAGCUGGCUCUUCGAAACCACAAGAAAAACAGUAAAAAUAACCAUGUGAGUCCAGUGCACAAGAUAACAACUAAAGGAUUCUGAACAGUAUGAAUACAGGAGGAAAAAUAAAAGGAAGAGAAUCACACCAUUCCUACCACAAAAGAUUUUCACAAAAAUAUAUAUUAUAUAAACUGUUUAUUUUAAUCCAGAGGGUAUACUGGUUAACAGUGUCAUUUGAAUCUGUAUAAAAGAAGAUAAUCCCGCACACAAGCUUAUAAAUGUACACACACACAUGGAUUGAUGCACAAAACAUGCACAAAUGAGCAUACAUUCACAAAUGUACACAUGCAUGUACAUAUGUUCACAUGCCUCUCUUCUUGCUAUAAGUAACUGGCUCGCGCUGCCAG
Lingula anatina is the source of this 2166-nucleotide messenger RNA. Its product is annotated as epithelial sodium channel subunit gamma. The record is from RefSeq and is a predicted model, not a curated record. Gene Ontology annotation, cellular component: plasma membrane. Gene Ontology annotation, biological process: sodium ion transmembrane transport. Gene Ontology annotation, molecular function: ligand-gated sodium channel activity. Lineage: Eukaryota; Metazoa; Brachiopoda; Lingulata; Lingulida; Lingulidae.